AGGGGUGGAAGAGGGAAGGAUCAGCUGAUUUUGGUGUGAUAUCGAUAGUGACGCCAAAGUGAAGCUACCAAAAUGUCGCAAGUUGAGCAAUUGCAUCUGAAAUCCCCGCCAGAAACAGUUGGAGCAGGAGACGCAGCUGGAUCUCCCCAAGCAGCCGCUGCGCUGGCCGUGGCAGCCGAUGCCAACGAAACGGAGCUUAUGGUGAAGGUGGUCAUGGGCAUGGGCUAUCCGGAGGGCGAGGCUCGCCUGGCGCUGGCCCAGAGCAACAACAACGUGCAGCGGGCGGUACAGAUCUUGGUGGAGGGCAUGGAUGAUGGCGAGUCGCGCAAGAGGCGUGGCAAUCGCAAGCGUUUGAGGCAACUGCGCAGCCACCUCAUGGGGGAUCCACUAGCCACCGAUGACGCCAUCGUCGAGAUGAUGCGGGAUCAAAGGAUUGCACAGGCGCUGGCCGAGCUGGUGAAUGGCAGCAGUGUGCAGGUCAUGGAACUGCUGCUGGCCGAGGAAGAGGAUGAGCUGGAGGAGGAGCAGGAGCAGCUGGAAACCAGCCUGGAGCAGACAUCCUCAUCUGCCGAAAGCUCGCCGCACAGCAACUGAUGGGAAACCAGAUGUUAGUACUGCUUACUGCAAUAAGUAGAUUCUUAUUUAUGGAUUUAUGAGAUUAUGUUAAAAGUUAUCAUGGAAAUCUUGGUUCUAGUUGUCAUUCCUUUUAUUUUGUCUUAUGCUAUCACUGCAUUAAGGAUUUGGUUUGCACUUAAAGUAUUUAAACUUUUUUAUACAUUCAAGCCUUUUUUAAAUAUUUGCUAAGUGCCAUAAAGUAAAAAGUAUACCUAUUUAAUAUUUCAGUUUUUAAUUGUGUAACUUCAUGAGAUUUGAAGUAAAGAUACUUGUAUGAUGAUAGUGAACUUGAAUGAUGGUUGUUCCCUUUUGGGACUCCUUUUGCUUGGAACUCUUAAUCCAUGUUUCUUUUAAUAAGAAUGCUAAUCUCAAACAGCAUUUAGAUAUAAUGUUUUUAAGAACCAAACAAUUGGUUUAUUCAUUUGUACUUGCUGCUCAAUUCAGUGACAUUUUAUAUUGUUAAUUAAGAGUAGUAUGUAUGUAUAUAAAACCAGAGCAGUUCGAGGAUGAUGUUACCUGAUGUGCUGGUCCCUGAAACGUUUUUGGUUCACCCCCAGCCAUCGGGAGACAUUAAAUGCAUUAGGGCCACCCAGGCCAUUUAUC
Drosophila santomea is the source of this 1218-nucleotide messenger RNA. RefSeq lists its product as uncharacterized. The transcript has a single exon. NCBI's taxonomy places the organism in Eukaryota, Metazoa, Arthropoda, Insecta, Diptera, Drosophilidae. The record is from RefSeq and is a predicted model, not a curated record. Bases 73 to 594 code for a protein of 173 amino acids. Gene Ontology annotation, molecular function: protein binding.